Messenger RNA from Lineus longissimus, 3563 nucleotides. Its product is annotated as GPI ethanolamine phosphate transferase 3-like. NCBI's taxonomy places the organism in Eukaryota, Metazoa, Nemertea, Pilidiophora, Heteronemertea, Lineidae. The record is from RefSeq and is a predicted model, not a curated record. The transcript is spliced from 6 exons. Bases 71 to 3277 code for a protein of 1068 amino acids. Gene Ontology annotation, molecular function: mannose-ethanolamine phosphotransferase activity. Gene Ontology annotation, cellular component: endoplasmic reticulum membrane. Gene Ontology annotation, biological process: GPI anchor biosynthetic process.
GUCGCUGUCAGAACCGGCUUUUUUCAGAAUUUUGCUAUAAAAUCACUUUUUCCAAAGAAUCUGAAUCAUAAUGACACCUGAAACGAAAUUAUUUGCGAUCCUUGGAUGGAUAUCUACAAUAUUUGUUGUGGGUGUUUGUCUCUUUACCCAAGGGUUUUUGCUCCAAAGGCUUGUGAUUAAGCAAAACAGUAUAUGUCCAACUGAUUUUAUUCACAUAUCUGACGAACAUGGCUUGGACGGUUGUUGGAUGCAUGCCAGAUUCAAAAAAGCAGUUAUCAUAAUAAUUGAUGCACUUCGCUAUGACUUUGUCAAGUACAACUCAAGCCUCCCUGAAAAUAAUGCUCUCCCUUUCCAAAAUAAACUUCCAUUUAUUCACGACUUGAUGAAGGAGUCGCCACAAAAUGGCCGGCUGUACAAGUUUAUUGCAGAUCCACCUACAACAACUAUGCAGAGAAUUCUUGGCAUGACCACGGGCAGUUUUCCAACUUUUAUUGAUGUUGGUGCUAAUUUUGCUAGUUCUGAAAUCCAUGAAGACAACUUCGUAGACCAGUUAGUAAAGAAUGGAAAGAAAAUCACAUUCAUGGGUGAUGAUACAUGGCUUGGACUUUUCCCAAACAGAUUUAGAAAGCAGUUUCCAUUCCCAUCAUUCAAUGUAAAAGACUUGCAUACGGUUGAUAAUGGGGUUUUGACCCAUCUUGUUCCGGAGUUGAACAACCAUGAUUGGGAUGUUCUGAUUGCUCAUUUUCUGGGAGUGGAUCAUUGUGGCCAUCGCUAUGGACCAUAUCAUCCUGCAAUGGCUGAAAAACUGAAUCAGAUGGACCAAAUGCUGAGGGAUGUGGUGAAGAGAUUGGAUGGUGACACUGUGUUGUUUGUCCUUGGUGACCAUGGCAUGACAAGAACUGGAGAUCAUGGAGGAGAUAGUAGGGAUGAGUUGGAUGCAGCACUCUUCAUCUACAGCAAGUCAAUGCUCACCAAUUCACCACUUUUAAAGGAGCCUGCUCUGAGCCAAGUGGAUCUUGUACCUACGUUGUCACUGCUACUGGGAAUACCUAUACCAUUUUCAAACCUUGGGGUUGUGAUACCAGAAAUGUUCAACCACUGCCCAUGGAAAUCCAAGAAUAGUCCAAUACAGCAGGCGUAUCAUACCGUGAAAUCACUUCAUCUCAAUGCUCAUCAAAUCAAAGCUUACUUGGAAUCAUAUCGCAGACGAUCUGCUGAGUUCCCAACAUACCAGUAUCAAGAACUCAGUCUAUUAUUUUCUCAGGUGGAGUCAGACCUACAGCACUUAGUUACACAGUUGGUACAAAGUGGAGAUGAAAGAGGCAUGCUGAUCAAACUUCAAAGCGUUCAGGAUCGAUAUGUGCGAUAUCUUUCUGGGGCAAAGGAAAUGUGCAGGAAUAUUUGGGCCAAGUUUGAUGAGAAAACCAUUCUGUUGGGUAUAAUGACAGUCCUCAUUGGUAUUUGUACCAUGAUCAGUCUGUUUUCAUCUGGUCAUGACGUGGAGGAGCAGAUUCCAAGGCAUUUCUAUUGUUCAUUUGGCCUGGUGCUGCUAAUUGGCCUGAUUUACGUCAUCCGAGACAGCGAUCCCUUAUUUAUUGUCUUCGGGGCCUCAUUCUUCGGCACAGGGAUCGUCAUGGUGACCAUGAAUAAGAAAAGGUUAAUGAGUGAACUGAACAUUUCAAUGCUGGUGUCAUCCGUGGUUUCAAUUGAUGCAUUUGCUAUAGUUUGUGUCUUCUUCAGUGCAAUAGCAGUAUUUUCUAACAGCUUUCUUGUGUAUGAGGACCAAACAACUGCUUUCCUCUUACUCAGUCUAGUAUUUGUCGUUGUCGCCUCUGUAGUCAGAAAUAUGCUUAUCAGUGGUGCAGAUUCACAGAAAAAGACAAAAAGUGUGGCAUUUGACAUUGGGAGGUAUUUCACGUCACCAGCAUUUUUGACUCUGAGUAUUUUAUUUAUGUUUUGUCUCUCACUACGCCUGUCGGCAAUAUUCCGCAUCUGUCGUGAAGAACAGUGGACAUGCAUUCCAACAAGUUUCUCGAAAUCAUUAUCUGCCCUGGCUGAUCUCGAUACAAGCGUCAAGAAUAUGCGGUAUUUCAUGACAGCAGUUGCCACCUCUCUUGUCCCCACAAUAGUAUACAGUCUGUGUCGAUACAAUGGCAAUCUUAACGGAUUUUCACCAGGAGUCAUUUGUCUGAGAUAUGUUGUGCCACUCACAACAGUCUGUACAUGCCUUCACUGGGCACUUCAUGCUAUGCCACCUAAAGUGUUGGAUUCACUUCCAGCCUGGCAGCAGAUAGGAUUUGCCAGGCUAGUGUUUGUACUGUGCCUCAUAAGCAUCAUCACUGCAGUAGUUAAACCACUGUGUAUUUACUUAAUAGAACGAGACAAUGACUCGGGUUACCUUAAUAUCGGUGCAUCAAGAAAUAACAUUGUUCCAAAAGUCUACAACCACUUAAAGCUAAGAAUCAGAAAACACUUGGAAUCUGGGAACUCCAGAGGUGAGAAACCACCGAUGGUUUAUGGAUUAGGAACGGUGUAUUCCACCAGCCAGAUCCUUCUCACCAUAGCCUUUGUGCAGCUGUUUACCAUCCUUCUCACUGAAAGCCUUGCUCCAAGUGCCUUCCUAGCUGUCAUCUGCCAAGGCCUCACACUGGAGCUGUUUGCUGUCUACACCCAUUGGAAUUCUGAUGCCCAAGGCUCCGUCCCAUGGUUCAUGACAGUGAUCUGGGGUUACAUGUCUUCUCAGUUCUUCUACAACACAGGCCACCAGCCCACCCUUCCCACUCUACAGUGGGAGUCUGCCUUUGUUGGUUUCCACGGUGAUCAUCCAAGCAACAUCAUCCCUGCUGUCCUGAUGACGAUCAAUACAUUUGGCUCUCAGAUCAUGUUUACCGUUGCCUUGCCAUUGGUCGUGUUCUGGCCAUUUGUAGGAGGACGUUUUGUAUUCAUGUUCCAGAAGCGUGAUGAUGACAGUCAAGAGAAGAAGGGAGAGUUUGUCCUGAAUGAAAAGCCGGAUGUUCUGCGACACACGCUUUUCAGAGUCAUUGUUGGUUACCUGUUGUACCAUUCCAUUAAGCUCCUUGCCUCCAUGUGCUCUGCUGCCCUCCUUCGAAGACAUCUAAUGGUCUGGAAGAUAUUCGCUCCAAAGUUCAUAUUUGAAGGAGCGUCAUUCAUGGUUGUGAAUGUGACUUGUGUUCUUGUCUUUCUGUUUGUGAUGAGGGUGGACUCUGUACUCACAUCAUGGGUGGAGGCACUGUGCCGCAAGCAAAAGUCUAGUUAGUUGAUAGAAUCUAUAUUCAUAUCAGUUGCAGAGUAUGAGGUAUGCGUAUAUAAUGGAAACAGUAGAUUCAGGCUCCUUAUUUUAGGAUUAUGAUAGUUAGCAUGUAGAAGUUCCCCCCUUCAUCCAGGGGCGAGGUUUUACUUGAAUGUGAACUUGUGUGUCCAUGGGUCCAUAUAGUAUGUACAUGUAGCUGAGAUAGAUAGUUUUGAAAGAUGAGACAUUUUCGGAAGAAAAAGAUGUUUGCCUGUGUUUUGAAGUGAUUUCUAGUAGUGACAGUCUUUGAUAA